CUAUAUUCUACGCUAGUUUGGUGUUUCGACUUCAUUUUUGAGUACCGAAUCUUAAUGGAUUCUUGUUGUACCUGAAACACUUAAACAAACAUCAAGCUCUUAUAUUGUUUGUUAACAUCAAAACAUGAGGCUUAGCAAACCAAGGCUAACACGCUUCACUAAAUGAUUCAAGUGAUUGAAAGAGAUGGACCCAAACUUCCUACCGCUUGAACUAAAUUGCUUCCUUGGUCGGAAGGGUUUGUUCCAUGUAGUGGUGAAGUCCGAAGUUGGGAGUCCAAGUUGGAAUGGACCGAGAGCUUUUGGGGUGAGGUCUUUAGUUACCGACCCUACAAUCUUGAGCAAGUAUGAACAUUUGGUUGUGAUUGAAGAUGAAGAAGCUGACAGAGAGAGUGAGGGUCUAUGGGCAUCUCUUGAGGAUUUGAGCCAAAAGGUGCAUGAAGUGCCCAUCACCAUAGCCGAGUACAUCAAAGCUCAGAGUGCUAAGAAAACCAAGAAGAAGAGUCCAAAGAACAAGGACAAGGAUGUGGCAGUUAUGAAGGAGGUAAGCUUGGGUACGGAUAUUGCUGUGGACAUUAUGGGAAAAGAGAAAGCCCUAACAGCUUCCUCCACCUCUGCAACCUCUCCACCCCACGUUGAAGAGGUCGAGGUUAUGUCUGUCCAGUCGAAGAAGAAAGCUAUGCCUGAUACCCCAGGUGCUUGAUAAAAUGCCUCAACCAGAAAUAGUUGCUGAGAGUGUCAAACCGGUCACCUUUGCUGACCUCUUCAAAGGGAAUAGAGACCCUGACCAAGGUAUGAUCUUGAAGCAUUAUGAGGUGGGUGAAGGUG
Cuscuta campestris is the source of this 825-nucleotide messenger RNA. The record is from the annotation of a GenBank genome assembly. NCBI's taxonomy places the organism in Eukaryota, Viridiplantae, Streptophyta, Magnoliopsida, Solanales, Convolvulaceae.